AUGGGUAACUCAGUAUCAUGGCUGUCGGGCCUGCUGUGGGCAAAGAAGGAGAUUAGGAUAUUGAUUCUGGGUCUGGAUAACGCGGGCAAGACAACUCUGCUCUACCGGUUGAAGGUUGGCGAGGUCGUCACCACGAUACCCACCAUCGGCUUCAACGUCGAAUCCGUCACCUACAAGAAUCUUAAUUUCAACGUCUGGGAUCUCGGCGGUCAAACAAGCAUCCGACCAUACUGGCGGUGCUACUACGCCAACACGGCGGCCGUCAUCUUCGUGGUGGACUCUACCGAUAUCGAGCGAUUACAGACGGCGUCGGAAGAGCUCUCAGCCAUGCUAAACGAGGAGGAGCUCAAGGACGCGGCGCUCCUGGUGUUUGCCAACAAGCAGGACCAGCCCGGAGCCAAGGGCGCGGGCGAGAUCUCGGAGGCGCUGCGUCUGGGCGAGCUGCGCGACCGCAACUGGAGCAUCAUGGCGUGCUCGGCGGUCGACGGCAGCGGUGUGAACGAGGGCAUGGAUUGGCUUGUGCAAACCGUCAACCAAGACUAA
Messenger RNA from Fusarium keratoplasticum, 543 nucleotides. Its product is annotated as ADP-ribosylation factor-like protein 1. Gene Ontology annotation, biological process: vesicle-mediated transport; intracellular protein transport. The record is from RefSeq and is a predicted model, not a curated record. Gene Ontology annotation, cellular component: cytoplasm; Golgi apparatus. The transcript has 5 exons. The coding region runs from base 1 to 543 and encodes 180 amino acids. Lineage: Eukaryota; Fungi; Ascomycota; Sordariomycetes; Hypocreales; Nectriaceae. Gene Ontology annotation, molecular function: GTP binding; GTPase activity.